GAGAACCCGGCAGCCCCUAGCCAUGGAGUCACAGGUAGGGCGUGUGGGGUGGGGGGAACCCGAGGAGCUGUGAGUGCCACCCGCGGCGAGAAGCAUCUGAGGAAGGACCACGCUGAGCCCCUGACAGGUGUCUCCACCGUAAGUGCCCUUAACGCAGCAGCUCGAUGACCUAGAGACUUGGCGUUUGUUAUUGCUGCUGUGAUCUUCAAAGAUGAUGUUGGCAGAGCAAGCCCAGAAGUGGUUCCCAACUCACGUGCAAGUUACAGUCCUUCAAGCCAAAGGUCUGAAGCCGAAAGGUAAAAAUGGCAGCAACGAUGCCUACACCAUCAUACAGCUGGGCAAGGAGAAGUACUCCACCUCAGUGGCUGAGAAGACCCUGGAUCCUGUCUGGAAAGAAGAGGCCUCCUUUGAGCUCCCUGGAUUACUCAUGCAGGAGAAUCCAGAAAAAUACAUCCUCUACCUGAUUGCCAUGCAUAGGUCGCUGGUGGGGCUGGACAAGUUUUUGGGACAGGUGGCAAUAAGUCUGAACGAUAUAUUUGAAGACAAGCAAAGACGGAAAACAGAGUGGUUUCCGCUAGAGUCUAAACAAGGGAAGAGAACUAAAGACAGAGGAGAAAUAAAGGUCAACAUUCAGUUCAUGAGGAACAACAUGACAGCAAGUAUGUUUGACUUGUCAAUGAAGGACAAAACCAAAUCCCCUUUUGCUAAACUAAAAGACAAAAUGAAGGGUCGAAAACCUGAUGGGACGUUUCUGGAUACAUCCUCUGCAAUCAUCCCAAGUACUCACAUACCUGAUGCAAAUGUAGAGAUCUGUAGUGGUGAAGUACAAAUGAAAUCAAAACCAAAAAAACCUUUCCUUUUGGGACCUCAGAGGCUCUCCUCAGCUCACUCCAUGUCAGACUUAACAGGAUCUCAUGUCUCCUCAGAAAAGCUCAAGUCCAGCACAGUUGGCUACCCUCAUCUUUUCAGGCGUCAGCUGGAAUCUUUUGGUUCAGUUGAUGAAGGUGGGAGUCUAAAAUCUCCACAUAGAAGGACACUAAGUGUUGAUACUUCUAAAAUGAACCAGCCUGACAGCACAGUUGAUGAAACUGCACUUGAAGCACAAAACGACCCAUUUACCAAUGUGAGUGCUUCAUUACCCCAGAAAUUUGCUACACUGCCAAGACAGAAGAAUCCCUUUGAAGAAAGCCCAGCGACAUGGGAUCCAAACAUAAGUCUUUUUUCCAAACCUGUUGACAUCAGAAAAGAAAUUAAAAAAGAGAAAAAAGAGAAAGUUAGUCUUUUUGAAAGAGUGACUGGAAAAAAAGAUAGCAAGAGGUCAGAUAAACUUGGCAAUGGAGGAUCAGAGAGCUCUACUGACUUGAAAUCACCUAGUGUGUUUGAAACUCAUCAGGAGAGUUUUGAUCAUGAGUCAACUAAUCCCUUUCUGACCAACUUCAAGCCGACAAGCAUGUUACCAUCUUCAAGUUUUAACAUAAAUCCUUCUGGCUUUGAGGACCUCAGGAAAACAAUGGAUGGGAACCCUUUCGACGCCACCGCGGGAUACCGUAACCUUACUUACGAAGAAGUUUUGCAGGAGCUGGUGAAACAUAAAGAGCAACUGAAGAAGAAGGACACCCACAUUCGUGAGCUUGAGGAUUACAUUGACAAUCUUCUUGUCCGAGUGAUGGAGGAAACACCCAGUAUCCUCAGAGUGCCAUAUGAACCUUCCCGGAAAGCCGGCAAACUUGCCAAAAGCUAAGGUGGUGAUGCUUGGGGAUACUUAGUGGAAGGAAAUCCAACUUGUUACAUUCUGACUUCUCUUCAUUCCUUUUCAUCUAAGAAAUUCCAGAAAUCAGGGGAGGACAGGACUACAACAUGGGGUUGGUUGGUUGGUUUGGUGUAUUUUUUUUAUUCCAAACACUAGCAGGGACUGCCAAAGGUCAUAUUCUGUUAGAUCAGCUAAAUGACUUUGGGUUUUUUUUUCCUUUUUGAAAACACCUUUAGGUACAGAAUACUUACAGCAAUGUUAAUAAUACAGAAUCACAGAAAGCAUCUGCUUGGAAAAGACCUCAAAGGUGAUCCAGUCCAACCUUCGACCCAGCACUGAGGAGGUCAAUACUAAACCAUCUCCCUAAGCACCAGGUCCACACGCUGCUUGAAUACAUCCAUACAGUUUAUAUAACAGCUUUGUGUUCACUGUGUGACAGUUCCAGCUGGGAAGCCUAUGCUGUUAUGAAUGUUUUCUUGAGUGAUUUUCUUGUUAUGAUGCAAAUAGAUCAACUCUGAUAUUCCAGCAUGCCAUCAGGAGCACUGUUUUCAAGCCAGCGUAGUAUGCUUUGCUAAACCUAACUGUGGUUUGCCGUGACGGAAUGUAGUCUGUUCUACACAGGUUAGAGGAAAACAGUGAUGCACAAUCUUUGCAGAGUCAAUGCUGUAUUCUAUACAAUGUGCUCUUUUUUUUGUAUACCAAUGCCCAAAUCCUGUGCCCAUUUCAGUAAUGGCACGUGCUGGAAACAGUUUAUUUUGAUGCUGAAUGUUGUGUAUAACGACUGAACUUCAGUAGUGAGCUCACAGCUUAAGGUUGGGGUUUGGUUUUUUUUGUAUGAAGCUGUUGCAUGCCUUUUUAUACGUUAAAGUACUUGGAACAGUGUUAAUGGAAUCUGAGGUAGGACUGAAGAAAAGUAGGGAGUAAAGGUAUGAGUACUUUGUGUUCAGUCAAAGUCUGCUACAGUGAAAACGUAGGGGAAGUGAACAGACUGACUGAAAUAGGAUAAUUCAAACAUUACAGACGUGGCUGAAUUUAAAGUUGAGUUUUACAUGAUAUGUAGCUGUCUUAGGGUUUUUUAAUCUUAUGACAAUGAAGUGUAUGCCUUUAGAAAUAGGCCAUGCUGCUUAAGCACAUAUAGAGUACUUAGGCUUUUCAUUAAAAGAAAAAUCUAUCCCUUGUAAGUACUUCUAAAAGUCAUUGGGGGCAAGUAAAAGAAGAAUGUAGUAAAUGUAAGUACUUCUAAAAGUCACUUUUCAUUGGGGGCAAAUGAAAGAAGAAUGUAGUAAAUGUAAGUACUUCUAAAAGUCACUUUUCAUUGGGGGCAAAUGAAAGAAGAAUGUAGAAAAAAUGUCUUUAUGGUCAUCUAAUAAUUGUUUGUGAAAAGACAUUUUAAAAAGGUAUCUGUUAGGAAGAAAUUGGUGAAUGUAUAAUGGGAAAAUACCAUAGGAGAAUCCUCACAACGUUGAGAUAAACAGAUUUGAGUUUUAAUUUCCUUCCUGAGAGUCUGAGGUGGAUUGUCUGCUGCUGUGAAACAGUAAGCUGACAUUAAAAGAAAAAAGCAAACAACCAAGGAAUAUGUUAGAUGUGGAUUUAAGAAAACUUACUGCCUUUUCUUCCGUGUCUUUUUCUACUCCUGGUCUGUCCUUGGUUUCUUACAGCAGUACUGAAGUGGCUGUUGGCUGAGGAGGAGGUAAAAAAAAAAAAGGUUGAAAUUAAAAUCCAGUUUCUUGUUGUUAUAAAAGAUGUAAAUGUGUUUUCCUUUCUAAACCUGCAAGAAAUUUGGCCCAGCUUGAAUAAUUCUGAUUUGGAAAGGUUGAAAAAGUUUGCUUUUGGCAAUGUCAGUGUUGUGUGACAGGAUGGGAUUAUUCUGUUAGGGAAAAAAAUACUUCUUUGUACAGUUGUGCUCAGAUUUCAACUACUGCUCUUUGGAUUUUCCUUUUUCUUUUUUCUAUCCACUACCUCCCAUCCUCCUAGCACUAUGUCCCCAGAAUAUAUGCAGUUGGUGUGUUCCCAACCUACCGUCUUAGUGUAGAUCAUGGUGCCUGAAUGGAGCCUGAGUGAUUCAAGCCGCACCUACUUGUAAUGCAGCAGCAGCAGGCCCAGCUUCAGCAGAUAGUCUCUCUUCUGGUGACUGUGGUACCUCAUAAACCACAUGAAUGUCCUUUUGACCCACUUUAAGAUCUGACUGACUGUAAAUUUGUUGUAUUGGAUGUGCCAAAGAUUAUGUACUGAGUUAUGGUACAUUUGCUGUUGGAAGUUAGGUUUUGCACUCAACUGGAUUUUAAUUUCCUAGUUCCACCAAGAUGUAUUUCAGUUACUCAGUAUUUCCAUACAAGCUCCUAAACUUCUCAAAUGUUUUCUUGGCCAAAGCAAGUGGUUUUCUCAUAUUGUUAAGGGAGAAGUGCUGUGCAAUUGUUUGAGUCAUAGAAUAGAAUCACAGAAUGGUUUAGGAUGGAAGGGACCUCAAAGAUCAUCCAGUUCUAACCCCUUGCCAUAGGCAGGGACACCUCCCACUAGAACAGGUCACUCAAGACCUCGUCCAACCUGGCCUUGAACACCUCCAGGGAGGGAGCAGACACAACAUCCCUGGGCAACUUGUGCCAGUGUUUCACCACCCUCACUGGAAAGAACUUCAUCCUAACAACCAGUUUCAAUCUCCUCUCUGCCAGUUUAAACCGAUUAGUCCUCAUCCUGUCAUUACAAGACCUUGUCGAUAGUCCCUCCCCAGCCCUCCUGUAGAUCCUCUUCAGAUACUGGAAGGCCACUCCAAGGUCUCCUCCAAGCCUUCUCUUCUCUAGGCUGCAGAGCCCCAACUCUCUCAGCCUGUCCUCCCAGCAGAGCUGCUGCAGCCCUCUGAGCAUCCACAGUCUUUUUGAAACUAACUGGUGAGAGGCUACCUGUAGUAUCUACAACAGUUAAAUCAUCCACACCGAUGGGGUUUGACAAGCAAACUAACCAGAGAAUAUGCUCCUGUGACUUUUCACCUGCAAGCCAUCUAACAAUUAUUAAAAUGAAACUCCACUAUAUUUAGCACCUCUGAAAUCACUUCUUUUAGAAUGUAAAUGUAGAGUCUCAAACUGCAUAAUUGCCUAAAAGCAGAUCAUUUGACAUAUUUGCAUACCAAGAACGAUAAGCAGAUUAAAGGUAGCGAAAAGAUCAAUUUUUGUGCAUUAGUGAAGAAAUUUAGUGAAGCUUUGAAUGUGCUAUCUAGUCUUGAUCUGAUCUGCAAGUGAACAAAAGCACCUUUUGUUUCUAACAGUUUGUCAAGAAAUGACAAAUGCAGUUGAGGAAAAGGUAAAGUUCCUACGAGGCAGAAUGAGAUAUUUAUAUCUAUGAAGAUACUUCUGUGCAGUUAAAAUCAUUGAAUGGUCUGGGUUGGAAGGGACCUCCAAAGCUCAUCCAUUCCAACCUCCUCUGCAGUCAGCAAGGACAUCCUCAACUAGAUCAUGUUGGCCAGAGCUCUGUUGAGCCUCAUUUGAGUAUCUCCAAGGUCAGGGCCCAACCACCUCCCUGGGCAACCUGUUCCAAUGGCCCAGUAACCUCAUAGCUAAAGGUGCAGGCUGCUUUUGGAGCAGCUCUGGAAGAUGCCACAUGUGUUAUUUCCUGCUUAGAAUGACCAUUCAGACAUCUUUCAUUCAGAUACCAUUCAUCUACCUGAAGGGAAGUUGUAGCCAGGUGGGGGACAAGGGACACAGUCUCAAGUUGUGUCAGGGGAGGUCUAGGCUGGAUGUUAGGAGGAAGUUCUUCACAGAGAGAGUGAUUGGCAUUGGAAUGAGCUGCCCAGGGAGGUGGUAGAGUCACCAUCCCUGGAGGUGUUCAAGAUAAAGCAUGGAUGAGGCACUUAGUGCUGUGGUCUAGUUGAUUGGCUAGGGCUGGGUGCUAGGUUGGACUGGAUGAUCUUGAAGGUCUCUUCCAAGCUGGUUGAUUCUAUGUUUCUAUGAUCUUUCUGUGUUUCAAGAUUAUUUUUUACAAGCAUCUUCACACAUUCUGUUUUGAAUGAAAACUUCUCACGUGGAAUGACUGAAAACAAAGGAAGUUCUGUUUCUCUCAUGGGACAAAAUUGUUCAACUUUCUUGCAGGUGAUUUUUAAACCAUAAUAAUGUGCCACUUCUGGUCAGUCUUAUUUUGUUUGCCCUUUAAAAUGCAGGGAUGAAAAUUUGUGGACAUUGAGUGAUUUGGAAUUUUUAAUCUGAAAAAUUAGGACCCACCACACUUGGAAAUUAUCCUUUGAAACUGCUCAUAGCCAUCUGCUUUCCUUUAAAGAACAAAUAGCAAGGUCCUACUUCAGUGUUGUAAGUAGCAAGUUUAAAGUUUCUACCAUUCAAGAAGGACAUUUAAUAUUUAUUUAUGUUACCUCUUGCUGCUGUAUUUUAAGUUUAGCUUGGGUUUUCCACCUACUAAUGAAUGUAGCAUUCUCCCUAGAUUACACAUAACUACAUUUAUUGCUCUUGGCUCUGUAUCAAGAACUAUUUGUAAUUUUCCAGCUGUGAAAAUGUUGCCUUGCACUUAGAAAAGGCUUCAUGAUUUGAGGACCUACUGAAAAUCGUGCUGGUUAGGUACUAGUUUGAGUUUCUUUCUGUGCAGGAUGCCCUUUUCUUCUAAGAAGCAGAACUGCUGUCUUAAUAUGUUUACUGCUGCACUGGAGGUUUAUUUACACUUCCAGCUUAAAAGAAUUAUUGUCAGCCAUCAAGUAUAGAAAGUAAGCUCAUGCUUUUUUGUUCUCUGUGUCCGUUAUGCUGUAGAUGUGAUAGAAGCAUUAGCUGUGGGCUUUUAAAAUGGUCAAGUUUAAAGCAUGUUGACUAACUUCCUCUCUUUGAAGUACGUGGUGAAGGAUGAUAGCACUGCUGUGUUGAUGAUGCUAGAUUUAAGGGUCUGUCAGCACUUUAAGUACAAGCCCCUAUUUUCAGGGAUUUAUGGCUUCUAAAUGUAGAUGUGCAGUCGCUGGAAGUGUUUAAUAUGCAAUAGGUAGCACUUUAAUCUGUUUGUGAAGGGGGUUGAGAUUUGCUUCUGUUGAACAAGUUCCAAUCUCCUAAAGCAUGGAGGGCAUUUGCUUUACCUUUCGCAGUUUGUGCUUUGAAGCAGCCACUAUGUGUUGCAAAUGGUAGAGCCAUUCCUGUUCAUCUUAGAAGCUUCCAGAUGUCUUGUAUGACAGUGUACUAUAAAAAGCUGAAGAUCCAGGUUACAGAGGAGGUCUGUAAAAGAAUUGAACAUUAUCUGUAACUUAAGGGUUGAUUUCUGUCUCGUGCAACCAAUGGUAGUUUGUCCACCUUUAAUAACGGUACAGAAUCAUAACUGUAUGCACAUGUGAAAACUAUCAACUUAGACUGCAUGAAAACAAAAAUUUGGGGUUUUGUUUCUUUAUUGCAACUUCAGCUCCUUUAAUUUGAUUCCAGUGUUACCUUUCUCUUUUAAUUUCUGCUCAUUAAAUAAAUAUUGCAUGUCUGACACUAAUAAAGCACCACGAUGCACUACCGCAGUA
Molecule: messenger RNA, 7229 nt
Organism: Pogoniulus pusillus (Red-fronted tinkerbird)
Lineage: Eukaryota; Metazoa; Chordata; Aves; Piciformes; Lybiidae
Gene: RAB11FIP2
Product: RAB11 family interacting protein 2
Exons: 5
Coding region: 212-1741 (509 amino acids)
Biological process (GO): regulated exocytosis
Cellular component (GO): phagocytic cup; endosome
Molecular function (GO): small GTPase binding
Source: RefSeq, a predicted model, not a curated record